AUGGCUGAGGCUAUACCGCGGUUGCCUGCUGAAUUUUCUGCAGCAGAUGAUUUAUCGCUGCCUACACCUUCCUCUCCACUGAUGUCCCCUCUAAAUCCACUACAUAUCCGAGAGAGAAGCAACAGUGAGUCCGACAUUGCUACACUUAGUCCACAAAAUUUAUCAUGUUUAGAAGUGGACAGGAGCUUUGUGGACCUGUCAAAUGACAGCACCAUCACAAUUCAAUGGGACAUUAAGGAGGAUGUAGGCUCUGAUGACCUCAUUGGUCUUUAUCCUUCAGGUGAGACUGAUUCUUCAAAGUUUUUGGACAGCAAGAAUCGGGGUGUGAACGGUGGACAAACAGGUCAGAUUCUGUGGGAUCUGACUGAAGUCAUCCAUCACUUUACAGACAUGGAAUCUCGGAUCACAUUUAAGUAUUUUUUGGGAACAACUGGAGAAUUGGUUGCUACAAGUCAAUCUGUGUGUGUGAGGAACCCAAUGGUGACUUCACAAACGGAGGAGGACGGCACAGUGAGUAUAGUGGAAAGUAAGGAAGAAUCUGCGGCAAAACUCAACAAACUUAAGCUGACUAUUGCAGAUGUGGAAGCAACGAAUUUAAAGAAAGGAAUGUUUUUCAACCCUGACCCUUACAUUAAGAUGACAAUCCACCCGGGAAAGUUAUGUCCGUCCACAUCCCACCAUCAUCACGAAUUACGGACAAGUAUCUGUCCCAAUACCACCAACCCUCACUGGCCCCAUGCGACCUUUGCAUUUGAAUCAUACCCUACGGAUAUAAUGGAAUUCGAAAUCAAAGACAAAUUUGCCAAAAGUCGUCCAACAAUCAGUCGUUUCUUGGGCCGGGCUGCGUUGACUGUACAAAAAGUGAUGGACAAGUCUAGUAAAAGCCCUGUAUCUUUCUGCUUGGACCUGACAAAACGAAAUCCGUCUGAUAGUGUAAGUGGCAUGCUCAAAUUUACUGCUGGUAUAGACAACUGGAAGGAAGGUGACACGGCCAAACGCAAGACAGCUAUACUUAAACAUGCACAGUCUGAAGAUGAAGGUCACACAAAAAGAGAAAGGAAGCCAAAUUUCCGAAAGUCAUCUUUACCAGAAAAUAUUACUUUACAGAAGGUUGCAAAUCGCUGCCCAGUACAUUCUGAUCUUGAAAUGGCAAUGACAGCUGAGGAUAGCAACUCGGAAGACCAGGAGGAUUCUGGGAUAUCAAUGUACAAUAUUGCCAACUCUCAGAACCGUAUACCUGGUGAUGUAGAUAUAGACUUGGUGGAAAAUAAGGAGGAAAUUCUCAGUUGUAGUCCUCCAAAUCUCGCAUCAGUUCCAAGUAUAAUAUGUGAUUUUCAUAACCACCUUGAUGUACCCAACUCACGGACUGAUGAAACUGUGACACCAUCUAGUAGUGAUAAUUCUGGGGGCUCUGAGAUCACACCUGAGCCAAAUCACAGACAUGUUGUCCCUUCACUGGAUGCAUGGGUGGCUACAACUUUGUCAAGUGAUGAUCACAGUCUGACAGCCCCUAGCAUUGCCUCAGACUUGUCCGAUGGCUGGAUGGCAGCCACAUCCAGCGACCCUGUGGGGGAUAGUAAUGGAGAGGUAGACACCACAGGAUUGGAAUCUGCUGCGGUGUUAGAGGCAGAGACUUCUCUUGCUUGUAAAACAAAAGCAAGGAAGCCCCUACCUUUGUUACCCAAUGACGUUACUAGUGAUCAAGAUUCCAGGGAAAGCACCUCAUUUAGUCAAAUACUACCUGGGGAGGAAACCUCUAGUGGUCCUUCUUCUCCUAAGGAAGGAAAGUCAUGUGAUCUUUCUUCUCCAAGAGAGGAGACAUCUUUAAGUCUCUCUUCUGGAAAUGUAAUAGCUGCAGAUCUUUCCUUGCCAGUAGUAUGUAGUGGUGUAAGUAAUAUGAAUGUGAUAGUUUCAGAUGUGACUCCUAUAGAUGUGAUAGGUUCUAAUACGACUUGUAAUGAUGUGAUAUCUAGCAUUGUGAUGUCUCCUGUAGAGGAGGUGAACGUCCCAGUGUGUGUUAUAGGUGAUGUGACUUCUCCGGGGCAUUUGAUAGAUGAAGAUAUUGGUGAUGAAGUAGAGAACAUGGCAGGUAGUAUCAUUACAAAUGGAGAAACAGUAACACCACAUGUGGCACCACCUAGCUUGCCCCCAAGAACAUACAAAGCUCCACCACUGCCUCCGAGACAAAGGAGUGAUGAUGCUCCACCUCUACCACCUCGUACACCAGAGAGGAAUGACAAACCUUCCUUCACCCCUGGGGCACUCAUGAGCCCUGGAGCUACUGCAUUAGUACCAGAUCCGGGAUCAUUAGAACCACCACCACCUCCCCUCCCCCCGCGUAGAUAUAGCCCCAUCCCCCAUCUCUCUGUAGGUGGAGGCGCUGUGGGUGCAGUGAUAGAGCGAGAAGACAGUGCCAGUGACAGAAAUAGCUUUGAUAGCAUGGAAACAUUUCAAGGCUCACAGGAGAACUUAUUGUCUGAAACUCCUAAUGUGAUAGGUGCGGAGGGUGUGACUCCUCGCCCACGUGCCAUGCGUACAGACAAUGAUGCCUCAGGGCUUGAGGAGGAGGGUGGUAAGAAACGUCGCAGAAGGAAAAAGAAUUCAGGGGAUAGUAGUAGCAAUAAUAGUUUGAGUGAAUCACCUCAGCAUAGUAAGAAUGGUGGCAAAAGACACAAUAUGACUGAAUCACCCCAUUCCCACACUAGUAAAAGUGGGAGCAAUAGACACAGUCUCAGUGAUCCGACUCUGCCCCCAAGUGGUAAGGUAGGAGGCAGUAGACAAAGUAGUAGUGGAGCAGGGGGGAAUGGCACAGUGUUCGCUCAACUUGCAAUGCUCCCCUCCAUUGAGUCAGUUGUGUCAAAGGAUUCGCGUCGAUCCUCAACCAGCCCAAGUUCACGUUCAGUGGAGGUAAGUCCACGUGCUAGUCCAUUAUCUAUGCAAACUUCAUAUUCUGACUCGGUAUCAGACAGGUCACGUUACACCAACAGACGCAGCCUCCCUCACAACGACACAACCUUUAAACAGGCUGACCUCCUCCAUACUACUCCCCAGCGUCCUCAGCUAGAAAGACAUUCAGGAAUUACAUCUGCAACUCCCAACAGCGCCUCACCCCCUAGGGUUGUGCCCAGGGGCAGGAUUCUCAGUGAAGAGGAGAAACAACAAAAUAGGGAACAAAUUGUUCAACAAUUACAAAAAUGGACUCAGAAAUUAAAGGACAAAGGUAGAAGUGAUGUGGAUGACACUGUUUCAGUCACCAGUAGUGAGGGAACAGUCAGUGGUUGUGAUAAUUUAAGUUUUCAGAAUGAUGCUAUGGGUUCUUUAGCUCCACAAGUUCCCACUAGUGCUCAGCCUCCUUCUCAGUCAGCAGCCCAUCCUGUAGCCAACAGCAGGGCCCCAGUGGUGUCAAACGCUACUGAGGCUUUGAGUUCCACAGCUGAGGGUGGUAACAGUACUGACAAGGCUGAGGGAAGUAAACGUAGUAAUAGUAAAACCAGUGAUUCUUCGCCUUCCAAUGCAGUGGUAUGGCAACUACGACAGCCUCAGCAAAAUACAUCCAGCUCAAGUCAGAACCAGCGUCAAAGUAAAGAAGGUAGUCAGUCCCCAUUGCCAAAACUCCCUGCUAGAAAAAAAUAUGUUCGUGUGGAGCCUACUCCAGGGGAUGAACCCCUGCCCCCAGGGUGGGAGGCGAGAGUGGACAGUCAUGGACGUAUAUUCUACAUUGACCACAUCAACCGUACCACAACAUGGCAGAAACCUCAGAAUGGUCAGCGAGCUGUUCAGAGGCGACCAACAAUCAGCUCUGAACAGAGACAACAGCUGGACAGAAGGUAUCAAAGCAUCAGAAGAACUAUUACUCAGAGCCAGCAGGACACAGAAAACACCUCAGCAGAGAGCACUUCAUCAGGAGGGAGUGACAACAGUCCUCAAACAUCGGCCCAGUCUCGUAGUCCUGUUCCUCCACCGCCUACUCUUCCACCUACAGAAAUCCAGGACAACAGGUUACCCGCCAUCAAAUUUCUCACCCGGUCAGACUUCUUUCCAAUUCUUCAGAGCAAUGAUAGAGCUAUGGUGGAGUAUAACCGUAAUGGAACAUUAAAACAUAUGAUAAGUAAAAUCCGAAGAGAUGCCAAAAAUUUUGAUCGAUACCAACAUAAUCGGGACCUCGUAUCUUUUAUGAAUUUAUUUGUUGAUACAAAUAAAGAACUUCCAUCUAAUUGGGAGAUGAAGUUUGACCGCAGUGGAAAGCAUUUCUUUAUUGACCACCACCGCAGACUGACAACAUUUAUAGAUCCACGAUUACCCACAGAUGUCCCCCCAAUUAAUCCUGACUUCCUCCAUACCUCACUCUUCCGUAACAGGUCACGACCCACUGUCGAUGACCCAAGUCGACUUCAGCAUGCUCCACCACCCCCACCACGACACGUAGCUGUGACUGAUGUAGAGGAUGUACCCUCAACUUACAAUGACAAGGUGGUGGCAUUCCUUAGACAGCCAAACUUGCCAGACAUCCUAAAGGAAACGUAUCAGGGUUAUAGCAGUCAUCGUCUGCGCGACAAAAUCAACAGGAUACGCACUGAAGGAACAGAGGCCCUGGAAAAAAUGUGCAAUGAUAUGGAUCUCAUCUUACUGUUGAGUGUAUUUGAGAAUGAUAUAAUGUCAUACGUACCUCCCCACCUGGUCCUUACUAGGACUGAAUCACCAGGGGAUACGCCACAGGGCUCACCUAUUCAGAGAGCCAAUGUACGAGUUCCUGCACCAUACAAACGGGAUUUCCAAGCCAAACUUAGAAGUUUUUAUAGAAAGUUGGAGUCUAAAGGAUAUGGCCAGGGACCUUCCAAGUUAAAGUUGAUGGUAAGGAGAGACCAUGUAUUAGAGGACUCAUUUAACAAGAUCAUGUCUACUCCCAAGAAAGAACUGAUGAAGAGCAAAUUAUACAUCACAUUUGUUGGCGAGGAAGGGUUGGACUAUGGUGGCCCUUCUCGAGAGUUUUUCUUCCUACUGUCACGAGAACUCUUCAAUCCGUACUAUGGUCUAUUUGAGUAUUCCGCUAAUGACACAUACACAGUACAGAUAAGUCCUAUGUCUACUGUGGUGGAGAAUAAUCUUGAAUGUAAGAAACAAGUGCCAUUCUACAAAGCAUUACUGCGAGUUCCAUGGUCACUUGGAGAUGUGGAGGCGCUGGACGCUGAAUUCCAUCAAAGCUUGUUGUGGGUCAAGGAAAACGAUAUUACAGAAUUAGAUAUGGACCUUACUUUUUCUGUUAAUGAGGAAGUUUUCGGACAGGUUACUGAGAGGGAGCUGAAACUGAACGGGAAGACAUUGGCUGUGACAGAAAAGAAUAAAAAAGAGUAUAUUGAGAGGAUGGUGAAGUGGCGACUGGAAAGAGGAGUGACAGAACAGACUGAGGGACUCAUCCGUGGAUUCCAUGAGGUCCUUGAUGGUCGUCUUGUGUCCAUGUUUGAUGCACGAGAACUGGAAUUGGUGAUAGCAGGAACCGUAGAAAUUGAUAUACAUGAUUGGCGAAGGAACACAGAGUACAGAUCUGGCUAUCAUGAUCAACACCCUGUAGUACAGUGGUUCUGGACAGCUAUUGAAAAGUUUGACAAUGAAAGAAGACUUCGACUCCUGCAGUUUGUGACUGGUACAUCUAGCAUACCUUAUGAAGGCUUCUCGGCUCUGAGAGGAAGUAAUGGACCAAGAAAGUUCUGUAUAGAGAAAUGGAGUCGUAUCACUAGUUUACCAAGGGCCCAUACUUGUUUUAACAGACUUGACUUGCCUUCUUACACCUCUUUUGACAUGCUGUUUGAGAAAUUGGUAACAGCAGUGGAAGAAACAAGCACAUUUGGAAUAGAAUGAUUUGCUCACCAUGUUUGCCCAAAAACAUAUCGAAGAAGCACUUGGAGAACAUAGAUUGUGUUUCAUCUCUGAUAAGCAAUCUGCCAUUUGGUCCCUUCAGAAUUUGGGUUGAAAUGAGUUGCUGAAGAGAGAGGAAAGUUUCAGAGAUCAGGAUUGAUUAUUAGGUACCCAACAUCAAAAGAAGUCUGCAGGAGCAUGGCUGUCAAUGAAACCAUACUGGUCUUAUUGUUUAUAAACAAUGGUACUAGUAUCCUGUGCAAUUUAUGAAUGGCAUAAUUAUUGUUAUAAGAAGCUGUUCCCAGUUUA
This is a messenger RNA of Ylistrum balloti, 6162 nucleotides long. RefSeq names its product E3 ubiquitin-protein ligase HECW2-like. The coding region runs from base 1 to 5856 and encodes 1951 amino acids. Gene Ontology annotation, molecular function: protein binding; ubiquitin-protein transferase activity. NCBI's taxonomy places the organism in Eukaryota, Metazoa, Mollusca, Bivalvia, Pectinida, Pectinidae. The record is from RefSeq and is a predicted model, not a curated record. The transcript is spliced from 28 exons. Gene Ontology annotation, biological process: regulation of dendrite morphogenesis.